AUGCAUAUGACUACCCAACAAGCGAUGGGAAAACACACCCAUACCGUCAUCUUUCUCCAUGGUCGAGACAGCAAUAGCCAAGCAUUUGCGGACGAGUUCUUCGAGAGUGAGGCGUCCGAGCCUGCGGGGCAACCACGCACGCUUCCAGAUUUGUUCCCAGGCAUCAAAUGGGUCUUCCCUACAGCACCGACUUCUGAGUCGAAGCGAUUCGAUACCACCAUGUCUCAAUGGUUCGACAUAUGGUCAGUCGAAGACCCCGAGGAGCGAGUUGAAAUCCAAGCAGAAGGGUUGAAGCAAAGUAUUGCUAGCCUCCUAGAAGUGAUAAGAGCUAAAGAGGCUCUUGUGCCCCGACAAAACAUCUUCCUGGGGGGAAUCAGCCAGGGAUUUGCCACGGCGCUCUCCACCUUCUUCGCUGAUGGUCAAAACUUCGCUGGCCUAAUUGGCCUAUGUAGCUGGAUGCCCUUUGCGAACUCGGUAGACAAUCUUACAGCAUCUAUUGUCAAUGACGACCAGCUUUUCAGCGCAGUUCAGAAGAUUUACUUUGGUCAACAACCCCGAGAAGAGUCACUGGCGCAGCUUCUCCGGUUGACUCCCAUCUUUCUCGGCCACUCUAUCGAUGAUGGCCUUGUCCCCAUCGAGAAUGGAAGGCGAAUGCGGGAUAUCCUCAUGCAGCAUUUUAAAUUGGACACCCAAUGGCACGAAUAUCAGGACGGGGGUCAUUGGAUCAAUGAGCCUCAAGGUGUGGAUGACAUCGCCGAAUUCCUGAACCAAAACAUGCGGAAGCCGAGAAACACUGAGGUACAGCAAUAA
Molecule: messenger RNA, 810 nt
Organism: Capronia epimyces CBS 606.96
Lineage: Eukaryota; Fungi; Ascomycota; Eurotiomycetes; Chaetothyriales; Herpotrichiellaceae
Exons: 1
Coding region: 1-810 (269 amino acids)
Biological process (GO): protein depalmitoylation
Cellular component (GO): cytoplasm
Molecular function (GO): carboxylic ester hydrolase activity; palmitoyl-(protein) hydrolase activity
Source: RefSeq, a predicted model, not a curated record